UUACAUUUUCUUUCUUUUCUGCAGUUCAGUGAAGGUCGAGAAAGGGCUCACGAACUACGUCACAGAAGGCAUCAUCACCAUUUACCCAAACCUCACUUUGAAUUACCACAUCAUCCUGGACUACCAACUCACCAGAAGCCAUUCAUUAUAAAGCCCCAUAAAUGUCCAUACAAACGCUGUAGGCCUAGGCCUCCACCUUCAGUUCAUAACCCCCACAAAUUCCCAAAUCCUCCCCAGCCAUCUAAACAUCCAGAUACUAGCAGUGUGGUCAACCCUACCUUAGUGACUACAACCCAAAUUCCAUCUGUGACUUCCCCAUCUGCUUCCACCAAAAUUACUACCCUUCCAAAUGUGACUUCUCUUCCUCAGAAAGCCACCACCACAUCUUCAAGAGAAAAUGUUAACACAGGCUCUUCUGUAGCUACAUUAACAUCACCGAAUUCCCCAGCUCCACAAGACACCACAGCUCCCCCACCCACACCUUCUGCAACUACAGCACUUCUACCACCUUCCUCAGCUCCACUGGAAACCACAACUCCCCCACCCACACCUUCUGCAACUACAGCAGUUCUACCACCUUCCUCAGCUCCACUGGAGACCACAACUCCCCCACCCACACCUUCUGCAACUACAGCAGUUCUACCACCUUCCUCAGCUCCACCGGAGACCACAGCUCCCCUACCCACACCUUCUGCAACUACAGCAGUUCUACCAGCUUCCUCAGCUCCACUGGAGACCACAGCUGUCCUACCCACACCUUCUGCAACUACAGCAGUUCUACCACCUUCCUCAGCUCCACCGGAGACCACAGCUGCCCCACCCACACCUUCUGCAACUACAGCAGCUCCACCACCUUCCUCAGCUCCACUGGAGACCACAACUCCCCCACCCACACCUUCUGCAACUACAGCAGUUCUACCACCUUCCUCAGCUCCACUGGAGACCACAGCUGCCCUAACCACACCUCCUGCAACUACAGCAGUUCUACCACCUUCCUCAGCUCCACUGGAGACCACAGCUGCCCCAAUCACCACACCUUCUGCAACUACACCAGCUCCACCACCUUCCUCAGCUCUACCAGAGACCACAGCUGCCCUACCCACACCUUCUGCAACUACACCAGCUCCACCACCUUCCUCAGCUCCACUGGAGACCACAGGUGCCCCAAUCACCACACCUAAUUCUUCCCCAGCUACUCUUGCACCUGACACUUCUGAAACUCCAGCUGCACCCACACACCAAACCACUAUUUCAGUCACUACUCAAACUACUACUACUACUAAACAACCAACUUCAGCUCCCACCCAAAAUAAAAUUUCUCGAUUUCUUUUAUAUAUAAAGAAUCUACUAAACAGAGUUAUUGAAGACAUGGUGGAGCAAUAGUAUAUGUUGUAAAGUGUCCUGUCAUUUAUAAGAUGUGAUUUAUGAGUGCAGAACUACCAUCUUUACUUUUAGCACCAAUCCCAACAUGAAAUUAUAUUAUUCAGAUUUAAAGCACUAUGACUAAU
This is a messenger RNA of Chlorocebus sabaeus (green monkey), 1508 nucleotides long. It is a transcript of the gene MUC7, whose product is annotated as mucin 7, secreted. Gene Ontology annotation, cellular component: extracellular exosome. NCBI's taxonomy places the organism in Eukaryota, Metazoa, Chordata, Mammalia, Primates, Cercopithecidae. The record is from RefSeq and is a predicted model, not a curated record.